CUUAAUUUUCAUUCAUUCAUAUAUUUGUAAGCGUUAGAAGUACAGCAUAACAGUGUUAUUAGAGAACGUACAUAAUAUUACGACAUUCAUUUCCAUCAUAUCACAAUUAUCUGUUAACACGCGUAGACGACAACACCUUUGAUCGAUUGUCACUCUGUAUAUUUAGUAUUUACAAAACUCAGUGACACCUGUUGGUUUUUUGGAUUUGACUGAAGACGAAUUAAAACUGCAUUUUGUAUUUGAAAAGUAUUUUUGAAGUUUUGAAAAGUUUUAAUUAACGAAAAAAAAAGUAUCAUGAGGUGUACGUGGUUUUUCUUAGCGUUUUUAACAGCCAUUAUAUUUUCAAUAUUUAUACCGGGACCGGUUAAGGCUGGUCCGUAUCUGGAAGAUGAGGAUGGUUUGGAACAGGAUGACUACACAGAAAAUGCAAUUGAAAAUUUACUGCAAAACGCUGCUCAAAAACGUUCUUCCAUUAUUUAUCUUUACAGACGUGCUUGUAUAAGACGUGGUGGAAAUUGUGAUCAUCGACCAAACGAUUGUUGCUACAACAGUGCAUGCCGUUGUAAUUUAUGGGGAUCAAAUUGUCGGUGUCAGCGUAUGGGCCUAUUUCAAAAAUGGGGUUAAACCCAACAUCCGACAAAUUUUAGUAUACAUUUUGUAUAGAAUGUUUCUUUUUAUACCAUCAACAACAUCCAUCACGUUUAUGGUAUAAUGGAAACUCCAUAACAAAAUUUAAACGGCCUGUUUGUAUUUUAUUCACGACCUUAUGCUAUGUACAACUGAAUUUAUUCAAACAACGGACACACUACACAUGAAAAAUUUUUAGUAAUUUAAGAAAAAUAAAUUAUAUUUAAAAAAA
Molecule: messenger RNA, 859 nt
Organism: Chrysoperla carnea
Lineage: Eukaryota; Metazoa; Arthropoda; Insecta; Neuroptera; Chrysopidae
Product: toxin Tbo-IT2-like
Exons: 3
Coding region: 295-624 (109 amino acids)
Cellular component (GO): extracellular region
Molecular function (GO): ion channel inhibitor activity
Source: RefSeq, a predicted model, not a curated record